Ficedula albicollis (Collared flycatcher) is the source of this 1275-nucleotide messenger RNA. RefSeq names its product neuroligin-2-like. Gene Ontology annotation, biological process: chemical synaptic transmission; synaptic vesicle endocytosis; neuron cell-cell adhesion. Gene Ontology annotation, molecular function: neurexin family protein binding; signaling receptor activity. Gene Ontology annotation, cellular component: postsynaptic specialization membrane; cell surface; synapse. The transcript has 6 exons. The record is from RefSeq and is a predicted model, not a curated record. Lineage: Eukaryota; Metazoa; Chordata; Aves; Passeriformes; Muscicapidae.
AUGGGGGACACACCUGGGUACAGCUGGGUGUGAGUGCAGAGCAAGGACUGUCUGUACCUGAACCUCUACGUGCCCACCGAGGACGAGUCCCUUUGGGUUGCUGAGCCGUCCCUGGCCGUGCCCCCACAAUGUCCCCAAUGUCCCCUGCUGUCCCCAGGGUUCCUGAGCACGGGUGACCAGGCGGCCAAGGGCAAUUACGGGCUGCUGGACCAGAUCCAGGCGCUGCGGUGGCUGCACGAGAACGUCGGGCACUUCGGGGGGGACCCGCAGCGCAUCACCAUCUUCGGCUCGGGCGCCGGCGCCGCCUGCGUCAGCCUGCUCAUCCUGUCCCACCACUCCGAAGGUGACCCAGGGCGCCCCGGAACCCGCCCCGGGGGGAGGAAAGAACCACGGGAGCGGCGCCGGAAUCUGCACCGGGGGGAGGAAAUCCCAUGGGAACGCCCCAAGGUGGGCUGCGAGCGCGCCGACACCGGCGCCGCCGUCGAGUGCCUGCGCCGGCAGCCCUUCCGCGCCCUGGUGGACCAGGACGUGCAGCCCGCCCGCUACCACGUGGCCUUCGGGCCGGUGGUGGACGGCGACGUGGUGCCCGACGACCCCGAGAUCCUGAUGCAGCAGGGCGAGUUCCUCAACUACGACAUCCUCAUCGGCGUCAACCAGGGCGAGGGGCUGAAGUUCGUGGAGGACUCGCUGGAGAGCGAGGACGGCAUCUCGGCCUCCUACUUCGACUUCACCGUCUCCAACUUCGUGGACAACCUGUACGGCUACCCCGAGGGCAAGGACAUCCUGCGGGAGACCAUCAAGUUCAUGUACACGGACUGGGCCGACCGCGACAACGGCGAGAUGCGGCGCAAGACGCUGCUGGCGCUCUUCACCGACCACCAGUGGGUGGCGCCGGCGGUGGCCACGGCCAAGCUGCACGCCGAGUACCAGUCGCCCGUUUACUUCUACACCUUCUACCACCACUGCCAGACGGACGCGCGCCCCGAGUGGGCGGACGCGGCGCACGGCGACGAGAUCCCCUACGUGUUCGGCGUGCCCAUGGUGGGCGCCACCGACCUCUUCCCCUGCAACUUCUCCAAGAACGACGUCAUGCUCAGCGCCGUGGUGAUGACCUACUGGACCAACUUCGCCAAGACGGGCGACCCAGACCAGCCGAUGUUGCAGGAGGACCAGAAGGAGGUGGAGGAGCUGAAGAAACAGGGCAUGAGCCCCCUGCCCAAACCAGUCCAAACCAGUCCAAACCAGUCCAAACCAGUCUAUACUGGCCCGAACUGA